AUGAAUUUCAUUGAGAGUGCAUUAGUUAGUCUAGGUCAAGAUGAACUUAUAAAUCGUGGUCAGGAAUUUGCAGGUGAACAUUUCCAACCUACAAAGGAUCCGUUCUAUGAGAAAUCUAACGAUGGGAAAAAACAUCGUCUUCGUAUGCCUGAUUAUUGUACAAAGGAAGAAAGUAAAAAUUGGAAAGCCAUUCAAAAUAAAGCUUGGCUGCAUGAUAAAGGGUUAUGCGGUUGUUGUUGUUGGGCAGAAAAUAUUGGAUGGGCUCCAUUCCUAGCAAUUUUCCCCAUUAUUGGUCCCUCAUUGAUGUAUUCUGUUCAUAGCAAAUUAAUUAAAUUAGCUGAUAAGAAAUAUGAUCUACCUGCAGAAAUGAAAGUCAAAAUGUAUUCUAAUAUUGCCAUUGAUCUUUGUAUUAGUUUAGUACCAAUUUUAGGUUCCGUAUUUGCUUGGUUAAAUGCAUGUUCAACAAGAAAUGCUACAAUGAUUUAUAAUUUUGUUUGUGAAAGAUCUUUAGAGAGAUAUAAUAACGAACAAAGUUUAAAACGUAAUAGAGAAGAAGCCAAUAUUAAUAAAUUACAAAAUGCUAAAAUUAUGAAACAAAAAUCAGAUCAAAAAAGAGGUCAAGUUAAUGAAGAGACAAAUAAUAUAAUAAAACCUCCAGAGAAGGCUAGGACUAGGAUUUCUGUCAAUCAAAGAGAUGUUUCAUCCACUGGUCUACAGUAUGGUAAUAGAGUCCCCUUAAAUAAUAACAGUAACAAGAAUAACCCUUGGAAACAACCACAGGCUCAACAACCACAGCCACAAAAUAAUAAUCCGUUCCAAAAUGAUGUUAAAAGUCCACCUUACCCAAUAGAUUCGUAUAAUAAUAAUAAUAACUAUGCUACUAGUAAUAAUAUUACUGUACCAACUAAUAGAAUGCAAUACCAACAAAAUAAUAUGGUAAACAACCAACAUCCGCAGUAUUACCAACAAUACAACCAAAAUCAGGCUCAGACCCAGAAUCCAAACCAAUACCCACAAGGACAAUAUAUACCAAUGCAAAACAUGCAGCAAUCGCAACGUGCUUAUCAUCCAUAA
This is a messenger RNA of Maudiozyma barnettii, 1074 nucleotides long. RefSeq lists its product as uncharacterized. Lineage: Eukaryota; Fungi; Ascomycota; Saccharomycetes; Saccharomycetales; Saccharomycetaceae. The record is from RefSeq and is a predicted model, not a curated record. The transcript has a single exon. Bases 1 to 1074 code for a protein of 357 amino acids.